CUUUUCUGGUUUGCCGCGCGAGUAACCCGCGAGCAAACGCGAAGCCGGCGUGGCCACGCCCCCUAGCGUCUCCUUGCUCCCGCCCUCGAAGACUCGUAUGCAAGAUGGCGGCUCCAGGAAGCAACGCAUGGCGCUUCGGAAGCUUUGCUAUGAAGCCAGGGAGUCGGCUUUUUUCUCACAGCCAAAGCGCCGCUGCCCCUCUCACCGCGGAACAGCUGGCGGAGAAAAUUCGUGCACAGAAGCGGGAGAAGGAAAAAACGCCGGAAGUUCCAAAAGAUCCAGUACGGAAGCGUGUAUACCAACUCAUUCAGCUCACCCAACAGCUACAGCGUGUUCAUCCUAAUGUGUUGGCCAAAGCACUCAAACGCGGGAUCCUGUUCCAGAAUAAUGAGAUUGUGGUGAUUAAUAAGCCAUACGGCCUCCCUGUACAUGGUGGUCCUGGAGUUAAAAGUUGUAUCACAGAUGUGCUUCCCAUCCUGGCAAAGAUGUUGGAUGGCAUGAAAGCUAAACCCCUGCACCUUUGUCACCGGCUGGAUAAAGAGACAACGGGUGUGAUGGUGCUGGCACGUGACCAGGACACCGCACAUAGAAUCCAGGAGCUGUUCAGAACCCGACAAGUGGAAAAGAAAUACUGGGCAAUCUGCGUUGGAGUACCAGAUCCAGCAGAUGGGGUGGUGGACAUUCCCAUUAUUGAGAAAAAGGUGGAGGGCCAUCAAUCACACUUCAAAAUGACACUUGCUCCAAACUAUCGCAUUUCCCAAGAGGAUGGGAAGACAUUCAAAGUACGCCAAGAUAGAGGUGCCCAUGUGGCAGUGACCCGCUACCGAGUUCUGAGCAGCGCUUCUUCUUGUUCCCUUCUUGAACUCCAGCCAGUCACAGGAGUGAAACAUCAGCUCAGAGUCCAUUUGGCUUAUGGCUUGAGCUGUCCAGUCCUUGGGGACCACAAGUACUCAAACUGGAGCAAGCUGGCACCACAGAAGCUUCCUGGUAAGGCUCUGAAGCGACUGGGCUUGGAACAGGCCAAAGCCCGUUACCUUCCCCUCCACCUACAUGCCCAUGAGCUGUCCCUGCCGGAUGGAGAGGAGAAAGAGAAGAAAAUCCAUUUAUUCUGCAAACCACCCCGCUUCUACUCUCGCUCCUUAAAAUACUUGAAGUUGGAGUUUCCAGAGGAGGAGAAGUGAGCAAGGCUUUUCCUGGGUAAAUGGCUUUGAUGGACAUUCUCAUGCUUCCCACAAGCUGCAAGGCUUUUGAGACUCUGAGGUGGCCGAACGUGGAGCAGGAGAGAGUCUCCUCUUCCAAAGUGUGCAUCCAACUAGAGAAUCUGGGUACCCAACUGGGGAGACUAGAAGCAGCAGUUCCAGGGCCUGGGGUUUGGACUGGUCAGCAAGGUUAACUUAUCUGAAGAUUCUGGUAUCCAAAUGACUGUCAAGAUUCAUUACUAGUGAACGUCAGGAGGCAUAUGAAACCCAGUCCAACUCAAACUGGUUAUUCUUUUGAAUAAAUAACCUGGCAUGUGCUGAGUGGGUGUAAUCUAAUUGAGGCAGAGAGAAACCAUCAGGAAUUCCAUAUAGUUGCUGAAAGGAUUCCCAAGCUUCCUUCCAGCCUUUCCCUCAGGUCUUUAAGUUAGCUAUGUUUCAUAAGUGCAAAAGGAAACUCUCCUCUCCACCCCACCCCCCCCAAGUGGCAGGAACAAAAGGGCAACCUGAUUUUAAUUAGCUGUAAUGCUCUAAUUCCCUGACGUGGAUGGCCUAGCCCGAUCUCGUCAGCUCUUAAGCAGGGACAGCCCAGGUUAGUGCUUGGAUGAGAGACCACCAAGGAAGAAUGCAGUUAUUAUGCAUGAGCAGGCAAUGGCAAACCACCUCUGUUUGUCUCUUGCCCUGAAAACCGUGCAGGGUUGCUGUAAGUCAGCUGCAGCUGAAGGGCACUUUCCACCAUCAGUACUUCUAAUGCAGCACUGCACAGUUUAUGAUCCUCCAAGCCCGGAAUCCCCAACAUGGUGCCUGCGGGUGCCAUGAUGCUUGUAGGCACCUUUUCUGGCACCCACCAAGUGUUUUUAGGAAGUAAGUGGAAAAUAAGUUUUUAGGAAGCUUUCACUUAGCAAGACCUCUGAUUGACUAUUGGAGAUUCAUUUGACUGUGCAUAUUUUUAAAAAUGUUGCUGCUGCUACCCCACCCACUAUAUUACUGAAAGUUGGGUCAGGGCAAUCAUUUUGUGGCCAGCUCCGCCUCUUGUGGCAGCCAUUUUGUUGCAAUGCUCACCAUGCUGUGUUAGAAUUCCAAAUGUAUCUGCAGACUCAAAAAAGAUUGGGGAUCCCUGUUGUAAGCCCAUCGGUCCGUUAGCUGUGAGGCUCACUAAAUGUUUUGUCCUGCUAGCAAAGAGGGAAGGUUUCCAGCAGCCUCGCAACACUUGAUUCAGAUGGGGUUGGGCUGCUUACAAGGAGGAGCGUGAUUCCCUUCCUGAAACCAUUUUUCUGAUUCAAAUUCCCCCUCCAUGCUGCUAUUUGCCACUGGUGGAAAAUGCAUAGCAAUUCCAACUAGUGGGUUUGAGUUGGAAUACUACUUUCCCCAGUGCCAAUCCUCCCCCCCCCACCCCUCAUAGGCUGCUGGUUACUUUAAAGAACUGAAGGAUUCAGUCAUGGAGCUGCUGCCCUCUUACCUAAAUGCAACCUGAGCUAUGACUUUAAAAAAAUUGAGGCUGUCUCAUAGGUGGCUGGAAUUAGCCUCUGUCGUGCUAACAGUAUUGCUUGUAGUGUGCAAAGGGAUUUUGCUUUUGUGACUGUGUGCCUUACUGUGGACAAGCACAGUUGGCUCUGGAUCUGGAUACACAUGUAGUCUUGUUGGAAGGAGUAUGGCUAACCCAUAUUGAAAGUACGGUUUACAGCCAUAUCUGUCGAUUUGCAAAAUACGUGGAGUAGCUCAAUUAAACUUUGGAUGAAUGGGCUUUUUCUCUUAAUGCAAUAGGGCCCUUGACUGACAAUGGUGUCAUCUCCCACCAUUACUUCAUUAUUGCAUUUUCCUACACACUUGUUGCCAGAAAACAUUAAAAACACCAAAAAUAAAA
Molecule: messenger RNA, 3060 nt
Organism: Heteronotia binoei (common prickly gecko)
Lineage: Eukaryota; Metazoa; Chordata; Lepidosauria; Squamata; Gekkonidae
Gene: RPUSD4
Product: RNA pseudouridine synthase D4
Exons: 7
Coding region: 105-1181 (358 amino acids)
Biological process (GO): pseudouridine synthesis
Molecular function (GO): pseudouridine synthase activity; RNA binding
Source: RefSeq, a predicted model, not a curated record